This is a messenger RNA of Pararge aegeria (speckled wood butterfly), 2887 nucleotides long. RefSeq names its product sperm motility kinase-like. Gene Ontology annotation, biological process: peptidyl-threonine phosphorylation; peptidyl-serine phosphorylation. The coding region runs from base 263 to 2323 and encodes 686 amino acids. Gene Ontology annotation, molecular function: ATP binding; protein serine/threonine kinase activity. The transcript is spliced from 8 exons. The record is from RefSeq and is a predicted model, not a curated record. NCBI's taxonomy places the organism in Eukaryota, Metazoa, Arthropoda, Insecta, Lepidoptera, Nymphalidae.
CGCCGUCAGUUGAGACACAAGCGCCGGUCAACCUACCCGCAAGUCUGGAAAUAAAACGAGACCAUUUCGGUUUUCAAAGCUUGUGACAUAUAAGUACAAACAAAAUAUAUAUUGUGAUAUUGUUAUAAAAAAAAGUUUACCAUAAUGUGACGUAGAUGUGAAAGUGUUGGAUCUAGUCCAAGUGUAUAGUGAACCUGCCUUUUUACAAGGAAUCGCACUUUUGAGAUUGCUGUGAAACGAUGACUCAUAAGCGCAUUAAAAGAUGAACAAUGGUCAAAGAAGAGCCCUAACAGGCUCGAUACAUAAAAUUAGGGAAUUUGAAUUGGAAAAAGUAUGCUUGGUUGAAGAAUUCGAUAUAUUACAAAUAGUUGGUGAAGGAUGGUUUGGGAAAAUUCUUUUAGUGGAACACAGAGCGUCUGAUACAGAAAUAGUUUUAAAAGCCUUGCCAAAGCCUUACGUAGCUAUAAGAGAUUUUUACAGGGAAUUCCAUUAUGGCUUACAUUUGAGUGCACAUAAAAACAUAGUCACUACAUUCGAUGUCGCCUUUGAGACUGCUGGAUUUUAUGUUUUCUGUCAGGAAUAUGCUCCUUUAGGUGAUUUAACUUCAAAUAUGCUCGACACAGGGAUAGGAGAAAUUCAUACUAAAAGAGUGGCAAAACAAUUAGCUGCCGCUUUAGAGCAUUUACACCAGAGGGAGCUUGUGCACCGUGAUGUAAAGUUAGAUAAUAUUCUGAUAUUUAAAUCGGACUUCUCAAGGAUAAAACUAUGUGAUUUUGGAGAAACGAGAAAAGUACAGUCAGUCGUCAGAAGAAGGAACGAAUGGUUGCCGUAUUCGCCUCCAGAAGUUUUGAGACUGUCGAUGGACAUAACCUACAAAGCUCUAAUAACACAUGAUAUAUGGCAAUUCGGAAUCGUUAUAUUCAUAUGCCUUACUGGUUGUUUGCCCUGGCAGAAAGCCGCUUUCGACGAUCCACGGUAUUAUAGCUACUACAACUGGUAUAACAGUGCCAAUCCUCUGAAAAGGCAACCAAAAUUGUGGAAAAUGGUCUCUUCAAAGGCACAAAAAAUGUUUAAAAAAUUUGUUGAACCUAGAAUAGAAAAGAGAGCAACAAACUUUGCUGAAUUAUCUCGGUUCUAUGAUGACCGAUGGAUGGCCAAAGGGUAUACGGAUCGAGUUGCUGGAGGAGACAUUGACGAACUCUGCCCAUCAAUGUACAGUUUUCACAGUGACCCUAAUGAAAAAAAUGUACUGCUAAAACAUUUCAGAGACAAUGGUAUUGAAACUACUGUUGAUCGACAGGCUAAAAAACAAAGAAUACGGGAAUGGAUACAAAACAGUGUGAUCGAAGAAGCAGAUGAAGAGGACGAAAAUACGUGUGAGCCUAGCGCCUAUGAUGACAGUGACGUAGAGUUAGAAGAUAGAUCACGACCUCACCCUAUUGACGAAAGCCAUACAAAAAUAUCUCUGCGUUACGAUACCGAAAAACAUAUCAAUCCAAGGACAGGAGAAAUCAUUGAUGGCGUCAACCGACCAGUAGAUAAAAAUCCCCUUUCUUAUGAUGUUCAAAAUUUAGAACCAGUGGCACCAGCAAAUGUAAUCCGAAGAUAUGGCGUGAAAGAAGCGUCUUUAUCACACAGUUCUACAAAAGAUAGUGCUUAUGGAUCAAUUGAGACAUCAACAAAAAAUACUAAUACCAAAACAGACAGAUAUUCAUCACCCGUUGAUAAGAUUUCAAAUAAUGCCCCAAGUCGAUCAUUAAGUUCAUCAUCACUUCAGCAUAAAUCUCCUUCUGUUAGUACUUUAUCAACUCACGCCCAAAGGUUUCAAAAAAGUGAAGAGGUAUUUUCAAAAGAACUGGAAAGCACGAGAGAUAGCACUUCUACACUACAUUCUAUAGGCAAUUCUUCCAAAUCCAAUAGUGUUCAGGUGACACGAAACAGUUCUCUGGACAGCAAUAAGAAUGUUAAUGAUGUGCUGAAGGAAUCUGAAAAUACUAAUUAUACUUCAAACCUUAACAAUCCUGUUAUUACACAAAAUGGAUUUAGUCCUGGCAAUCAAGAUAUAUCGAACAAACAAGAAAGACAGUAUAUCUCUAUGAAAAGUUCGGCUUACGAAAAUAUCAGUACACGGAAUGAAUUAAUGAAAUAUCAAAAAUUAGAAAAUAAUUCACAAAAUGAAAAUUACCAGCCCAUAGAAAGUCCCUAUACUUCAAUGUUAAAUAUAGUUCAAGGGCAAAUGAAAAUCAGUCCACAUGCCAAAGAAACUAAUAGAAAUACUGUUAAUGUUUCAGUAACACAAGUUAGCCGCAAAACUAAAACUUAAUUUUGCUCAAUUUAUUUAUAAUGUAUAUUUUUUACGUUUAGUAUUUACAGUCCAAAUUACCUUAAACCUUAUAUUUUAUAUAAAAACGUAGAAGUAAGUUUAAGACCUAAGGAUAAGAUCAUGGUUAAAUUAACAUAAAAGAAUAAUAUUAUUCGGUUAACGUAAUCUGUAUAAGCUGAAGUAAAAGUAGCUUAAAAACGACUGUAUAGGAACUGUCAAACAAAUUUUCAGUAAGGAGGAAGGACACAUAAAAUCAAUGUUUUUUUACACUGUAGUAGUAAGAAGAUAGUCAUGACAAACCUAGUCUAAAAGGGUUCUAAAAGCGAAUAAAAGCGACCAAAGAAGAAACGGCACCAGAGUGUAUAUACACUACACACUACAGUGUCACUACAGUUGGGUACAAUAUUUAGUAAUCAUAUUAUAUUUAAAUUAAAAUAUAGUUAGCUACCAAUAUAUAUAUAUUUUACUAUAGCAGAAAAUAUUCGCUACAUAUGCGGAUUAUUACGGUAUGAAACCUAUGAUGUUUAAAGGUUACUGUACAAAUAAACAAUACAUGUGUCAAAA